AUGACCACAUCAAUUUCCUCCUCCUCGCCCGAGGAACUCAAAUUCUAUAUCCAUCCCCAAGAAACCAUCUCCGAAACUCUAAUUCCAAGUCUGUACGAACACCUUCCAUACAGUAAUCCCAUAUACAGUCGAAUGCUCGCUCCACACAACACACCUUUCAGACACUGCCUUUUCGCCGCCACCUUUCCGCCACAGAUUCCAAUUCCGGAGCUCUACACCAUCAUAUUUUCCGAUCGAUCCCGCAAAAACGAAUCUCAGAUCUGGGUCUUCAAUCCUCUGAUCACGCCUUCCUACGCACAGCCUCUCCACAAUGAACAUGCAUCUCUUCUCUCCACACAUCUUAAAUACACCCUUGUAUUCUUGAAAAAUACCGAAAUCCCCCAAGCUCCCGGAUUUCCUUUCGACCCCAUCCUCAAAUUCGCAUGUUUGCAUGAAGUCAUCACAAAUUCACUUACAUCUCUCUCAUCCCAGACAUCAAUUUCAACCUCAACAUCCACACCACUAAUUCCCUACCACACCCGCUGGAACCUCUACCUCAUCCCCACAGCACCCUCUAUCAAUCUCCCACCCUCACCCCCGCCCCCAUCCUCCCUCACCCUUUCCCGCGUCCCAGCUUCCCAUCUCAACCUCGUAAUAUCCACUUCCAUCAUCCCCCGCGAGCCCUCUACGCUCCUCGCCCAACCCUCUCUCUGUCUCCUCACCCCCGAAUCCGAAAUGGUAGCAUGGGCUUUCAUAGGAAUCGACGGCACGCUAGCAACCCUUUACGUACUCCCUUCCCACCGUGGUCUCGGUCUCGCUACUUAUGUUGCCCGCGAACUUAUUCGUCGUUUUGGGCUGGGUGAAUUUGCGGAUCUGGGGUUUAAUGGGUCAAGUGGCUUUGUGCAUUCAGAUGUCAAGGAAGGGAAUGCAGGAAGUGAGGGCGUAAUGAGGGCGUUGGGAGGAAAGAGGAGUUGGGAGAGUAGUUAUCUUUGGGUUGAUUGUGCGAUGGUGGAUGAGGCUUGUGGAUGA
Messenger RNA from Botrytis byssoidea, 1008 nucleotides. RefSeq lists its product as uncharacterized. The transcript has a single exon. Lineage: Eukaryota; Fungi; Ascomycota; Leotiomycetes; Helotiales; Sclerotiniaceae. Gene Ontology annotation, molecular function: acyltransferase activity, transferring groups other than amino-acyl groups. The record is from RefSeq and is a predicted model, not a curated record. The coding region runs from base 1 to 1008 and encodes 335 amino acids.